This is a messenger RNA of Episyrphus balteatus (marmalade hoverfly), 2041 nucleotides long. It is a transcript of the gene 14-3-3epsilon, whose product is annotated as 14-3-3 protein epsilon. Gene Ontology annotation, biological process: signal transduction. NCBI's taxonomy places the organism in Eukaryota, Metazoa, Arthropoda, Insecta, Diptera, Syrphidae. Bases 181 to 951 code for a protein of 256 amino acids. The record is from RefSeq and is a predicted model, not a curated record. Gene Ontology annotation, cellular component: cytoplasm. The transcript is spliced from 5 exons.
AGAAAAACCAACCGACCAAAUACAAUAAUUCCUCUCUCAGUAUUGAAUUCGACCAGGCCGACGACGACGAGUCCUCACACGAAGAAGAGUUUUUAAAUUUUUGAAAAGAAAAAUUUUCUUCUUUUCUUUCGGAUUACUUUUCAAGGAUUAUAAAGCAACUUAUUUCUCCGAGACAACACGAUGUCUGAACGCGAAAAUAAUGUUUACAAGGCUAAAUUGGCUGAACAAGCCGAACGCUAUGAUGAAAUGGUUGAAGCCAUGAAGAAAGUCGCAUCCAUGGAUGUUGAACUUACGGUUGAAGAAAGAAACCUUCUAUCGGUCGCAUAUAAAAAUGUGAUUGGAGCUCGUCGUGCCUCAUGGCGAAUAAUCACCUCAAUCGAACAGAAGGAAGAAAAUAAGGGAGCCGAAGAAAAGCUUGAAAUGAUCAAAACCUAUCGCGGCCAAGUAGAGAAAGAAUUGCGCGAUAUCUGUUCGGAUAUUUUGAAUGUAUUGGAGAAACAUCUCAUUCCAUGUGCAACUAGCGGGGAAAGUAAAGUAUUCUAUUAUAAAAUGAAGGGUGAUUACCAUCGUUAUUUGGCUGAAUUCGCUACCGGAUCAGAUCGUAAGGAUGCCGCUGAGAAUUCACUGAUUGCCUAUAAGGCUGCCAGCGAUAUCGCCAUGAACGAUCUUCCUCCAACACAUCCAAUUCGUCUGGGAUUAGCUCUUAAUUUCUCCGUGUUUUACUAUGAAAUUUUGAACUCGCCGGACCGCGCCUGCAGACUGGCGAAAGCAGCGUUUGAUGAUGCCAUCGCUGAGCUGGAUACACUUAGCGAGGAGAGCUACAAAGAUUCGACACUUAUCAUGCAGCUUUUAAGGGACAACCUUACCCUAUGGACGUCCGAUAUGCAGGCUGACGGCGAAGGUGAGCAAAAAGAACAAAUUCAAGAUGUUGAAGAUCAGGACGUGUCGUAAUUUAUGUACCAUUAAAUUGUGUGAAAAUGGCAUAUAAAAAUAUAAAAGAAAAUAUAUAAUAAUAAAAAUAAACAUCAAUAAAAACACACACAAAACCAACAACUUUAAUUUUAAGGAAUCUAAAAAAUAUAAAAAAAAUAAUAUACAUAUAAGAAAUAUAAAUUAUAAGUGUAUUGUUUCGUCUUUGUAUUAAAAAAAAUCAACAACAACACAGCAAAAAGCACCCCACUCAAUAUAAUACUUUAUACAAUUUUUUUUUUUCUUUAGAUGGAAACUAAUAAAGUAUAGAAUUCAAAUUGAUAACAUUUUUUGCAUCCUCUUUUUACUCCCUCCAUUUCCAUGCAAAAAUAAAAAACCAUCAUUACAUUUCAUUUAUUUAAUUUUUUUGUUUUCCAACAAUUGCAACAAUUUCAAAGUUGUUUUUUUUUUCCUUCUCCAAAAAGGGCUUUUUCUAAACAUACAUAAUUAACUUUUUUAUUCUCACAAAAAAACAAUUUCUUAUUUUCACACUGCGCAUACACACAAACAUCCUUAUCGCCGUUAAAUUUUGUUUUCUUUAUAUUCCAAUAAUAUAUAUUAAAAAAAAAAUAAAAUAAAUAAAAUACAAUAAAAACAAAAUGAAAUUAAAACUAAACUAUUUUUAAUAUAUAUAUUUUUUUUUAUUGUUUUCGUUUUGUUUUUAAUUUAUAAGAAAUUUUAACAUUCUGCUUCAAGUAAUUUUUUUUUUAAAUAAAGGUAAACAACUUUUAUUCAAAUUAAAAUAAAAAACAUCGCAUUGUUGUCAUGCAAAGAUACAAUGAAUUAUUAAUUAUAUUUAUAUAUAUAACUGAUUAUAUAUAUUUAUAUAUAUACAUAUAUAUAUAUUGUAUUUAAUUAGAAGUAUUUAAAAGAAGCAAAAUAAAUAAACUUUAUUCAUACAUUUCAAAAAGUAUAAAAAGUACAUAAUUAAAUUAAUGUCAACACAGAAGUAGAAUAUUUUUUCUUUGCCGUCGCGAAAUACUGCAUUUAUUAAUUAUUACAACAAUUAAAUUAUAAUACAAGACAUUAAAAAAAAAAAAUUAAACAGUUUAUAAUUUACAAAAAAAAAAAA